Messenger RNA from Anopheles bellator, 816 nucleotides. RefSeq lists its product as uncharacterized. Gene Ontology annotation, molecular function: prothoracicotrophic hormone activity. The transcript is spliced from 4 exons. Lineage: Eukaryota; Metazoa; Arthropoda; Insecta; Diptera; Culicidae. The record is from RefSeq and is a predicted model, not a curated record. The coding region runs from base 1 to 816 and encodes 271 amino acids.
AUGCGGCUUACAUUGAACAUAUGCGGGCUAAUGAUAGGUAUGAUUCUUGUCCCAACCCACGGAAAAUUAAAGCACGCUGAAAUCAUCACGGACACCACAAUCAACAACCAUUUCCGGGCCACACACGAUCACACAUUGCAACCAUCGCAAGAAGCGAGAAAAUAUUACACCAAGAAUGAUGAAGAGUUGAGGUUUUACAAUGGUGCCACCGUUUCUAACGACGACGAGGAGGGUGACGAAGAAAUUGCCGCUGAUGACGAUGAAGACGACGAAGAGAACAAUGGACUAGGAGCACGCAGAAUGCCACUGCCUACUAUUAAUUGCUUCCCACCCAUCGAUCGAUGGCAUAUGCAUGACUGGGCACAGCACCACCUGAGUCACCUGGCUAGACAAACCAUUAGAAGUUCACAAAAGAACUAUGCAGAAGCGCCUUGGGACUACACGGGUACAACAGCAUCAAGCACCCGUAAGCGUACCGCCGACUUCAGGCGUGAACUAUCGGCGGACUUCUACGCCCAGUAUCCGUCAUCUUGCGCCUGCCAAACGAAGUACGAGCUGCUCGAUCUCGGCAACACGCACUUCCCACGCUACAUUGUGAACGCGAUCUGUCAGAACCGUAGCAUUAACAGCCAGAAAUGCUGGCGCGGUUUCAGCUGCAAAGAGAUCCCCUAUAAGGUGCGCGUCCUCACCAAGCGCACCGACAACGAACCCGUGGGUGAGUCGGACCAUCACUCGACGUUGCUGCCCGAACCGUUACGCGAGCACUGGCGUUUCAAGACGGUGACCAUAGCGGCCGCUUGUCAGUGUUCCAUCUAG